Molecule: messenger RNA, 495 nt
Organism: Microthlaspi erraticum
Lineage: Eukaryota; Viridiplantae; Streptophyta; Magnoliopsida; Brassicales; Brassicaceae
Source: the annotation of a GenBank genome assembly
AUGGACAUCAAGUUUUGCAAGACCAACCUUCUCAUUGAGCACAAGGAGUUGGAUGGGAGGUUCCAAUUCAAGUUCACACAUCCAUUGGUUGGACCCUCCAAGUUUCUCCUGCCUAACCCAGAGCUCACCACAGUAGUAAGGGGUGAGAACAUUGACUUCAGACCCCCUGUGUACACAUUAGUUGGGCAUGAGGAUGAUUUGCGAGAAGAGGAGCCUGAGCUCGAUCGAGCUGAGUCUCGAGCUGAAGAUCAGGUCCAGGAAAGUGCGGAUUUGGGUGAGCCUGAGUGCUAUUACUUUGAGGAGUAUGAGGCUCCAAGGAUGAACCCCUCUGUUGUGGCUGCCCACAAGAGGAUUGGACUUCUCCAAAAGUUCAACAAAUGGCAAGGGAAGGCCAUUGAAAAGAUGCAAAAGUCCAUGGACAAGAUGGUGAGCAAGAUCAAAAGUUUGGAGAAGAAGGUUUCUGGUUCUUCAAGCAAGAAGAAGAAGGCCCCAUGA